GCCCGGCUCCUCCACGCUUCCCUGAGCCGGGCAGCGACUGCAGCACUGAGAGCAGGAGCCAAACACGGCUUAACAAAGCAAAUCCUUCCUUGAUAAUAAAGGUGGAACUUCAGCGUUUCCGAACAGGGCAGCAAAGCCCGGGCGUUUCCCCGAGCUUUGGUUCGUUCCGUCCUUGCGGGCGGCUCCGGCUGCCGGCGCUGCGCGGGCGCCGUGAGGGCGGCGGCCCCGCCCUGCUCCCGCCCUGCCCCGCGCGCGCUGCCGUUUGAACGGGGCCAUGGAGGGGCUGGAGGCACUGCCCGAGGCCUGGCAGCUCUUCUUCCCCUCCGUCCGCGCCGCCACCUUCCGCAACUGGCCCUUCACCGAGGGCUGCGCCUGCACGCCCGAGCGGAUGGCGGCGGCGGGCUUCGUGCACUGCCCCAGCGAGAACAGCCCCGACGUGGUGCAGUGCGUCUUCUGCCUCAAGGAGCUGGAGGGCUGGGAGCCCGACGACGACCCCCUGGAGGAACACAAAAAGCACUCCGCGGACUGUGCUUUUCUUUCUCUUCAGAAAGGACCUGCUAGCCUGACGUUGCAGGAGUUCCUGAAGCUGGACAAAAUGCGAAUGGGAAAGGCACUUAAAAAAGAGAUUUCUCAGAUGAUGACCAAGUUUGAAGACAAAGCCAAGAUCCAGCGUUGUAGUAUGAUGAAUCUGGCCUAGACUGCUGCAGCUUCAUAGUUGUCAGUGACGUCUGUCUUGUCCACUUGCUGUGGCACUGCCCCUGUGACUGAAUGGCCGUGUUUCCUGAAGCUGCUUCCAGAGUGGCUGUCCCUGAGAAGCAGAGGGAAUUCUGCUUCGCUCCUCUGAGUCUGUCUGGGAAGUACCUGAGGUUUGAUGCAUUGUGUACAUAAUCUUUUUCUGCAGGAAUUCUCCUAAUUUUCAUGCUGUUUUUUUAAGGAUUAUUACCUGUGGGUUUACUUGUUUUCUUUAUUUUUUUUUAAAAACUUGUAUUUCUGAUUGGAGUUAACAUGCAUUUCCAUUUUUGUACUCAAUACCAAUGCUUUUAGAUACUUUGGGACAUAGAAAGGGGAAGGAGUUGUAAAAAUACUUCAGGGAUUUAGGAUUGUGGCUAAUAGCGUUGAGUUAUACCACACCUUAGUGUGCCUGGUAUUCUUGUAAAUUUCUGUUUGUAGUUGGCUGCUUCCUUGUGUUGAUGCAUUUAUAAAUAAAAGUUGAAGGCAGAA
Oenanthe melanoleuca is the source of this 1221-nucleotide messenger RNA. RefSeq names its product baculoviral IAP repeat containing 5 (gene BIRC5). Bases 275 to 697 code for a protein of 140 amino acids. The record is from RefSeq and is a predicted model, not a curated record. Lineage: Eukaryota; Metazoa; Chordata; Aves; Passeriformes; Muscicapidae. The transcript has 4 exons.